GUGUCUCUAGUCUGAUUUCCGGAGAGGUCACCAUGUCUAUGUCACACCUGUACGGGAAGGAUGACAACACCGAUGGGGUGGAUAUAGAAAAAUUUGAAAUCACCGAUUGGGACCUGCAGAAUGAAUUCAAUCCCAACCGACGGCGGCAUUGGCAGACCAAGGAGGAAGCCACCUAUGGCAUCUGGGCGGAGCACGACUCUGAUGAUGAGAGGCCCAGCUUUGGUGGCAAGAAGUCCCGCGACUAUACAGCCCCUGUAAAUUUUAUCAGUGCGGGAAUCCGUAAGCCUGCGGCCGAAGAGGAAUCCAAUAGCGAUUCGGAAGAUGAAAUCCCAGCCAAGAGAGAAGAAAUCCCAAAGGAUUUUGAACCAAAGAAGCUGCGAACGGGGGGAAAUUUUAAGCCAACCCAGAAAACAUUUGCUGGAGGGAUAAAGUCAAAUACUGAUUUUGGUUCCUGGGAGAGGCACACCAAGGGGAUUGGUCAGAAACUCCUUCAGAAGAUGGGUUAUGUAGCUGGCAGAGGCCUGGGGAAGAAUGCUCAAGGUAUCAUUGCACCUAUUGAGGCCAAGCAAAGAAAAGGCAAAGGUGCGGUGGGUGCUUAUGGAUCGGAGAGAACGAAACAGUCACUGCAGGAUUUUCCUGUUGUGGAUUCUGAGGAGGACGAAGAGGAGGAAUUCCGGAAAGAGCUAAGUCAGUGGAGGAAAGAACCCGGUGGAGUCAAGAAGAAGCUGAAGUAUACCUACAAGACUGUGGAAGAGCUGAAAGCCAAAGGGAAAGGGGGAAAAGUCAUCGCCACUCCCCACAAAGAAAUAUCUCAAGUCAAGGUAAUUGAUAUGACCGGACGGGAGCAAAAAGUUUACUACAGCUACAGUCAGUUCUCGCACAAGCACGACAUCCCAGGGGACAGCACAGCACCAGGAGGGAAGGAGGAGAAGCCGCAAGGGUUUGUUCUGCCAGAACUAGAGCACAAUCUUCAGCUGCUGAUUGACAUGACGGAGCAGGAGAUCAUCCAGAACGACCGGCAGCUACAGUACGAGAAAGACAUGGUGGUGAACCUGACCCAUGAACUGGAGAAGCUGUCGGAGGUGCUGGGGAGGGAAGAGAAGUCCAUUCAUAAUCUGAGCCAGGUCCUGAAGACUGUGGAGGAGUGCGAACAGAGGCUGCAGCCUGGCUGCGAAAAUCCGCUCACGCUGGACGAAUGCGCGCGUGUUUUCCAGAUGCUGCAGGACAAAUACUAUGAGGAGUACAAGCUGUCUGAGAAGUCUGACCUGGCCGUGGCUCUUGUCUAUCCUCUGGUGAAAGAAUACUUCAAAGACUGGAACCCCCUUAGGGACGCUACAUAUGGCAUUGAUGUCAUGUCAAAGUGGAAGGAUCUCCUGGAGGAAGGUCAUCUUUCCCAUAGUGCACAGGAUGCAACCUUGGACCCGUAUCACAGACUGUUGUGGGAGACGUGGGUUCCCUUUCUGCGAAACAUCAUCUCUCAAUGGCAGCCUAGAAACUGUGCCCCCAUGGUGGACUUCUUGGACAGCUGGGUCUACUUGCUCCCAGUUUGGAUUCUAGACAAUAUAUUAGAUCAGCUGGUUUUCCCCAAAUUGCAGAAGGAGGUGGAGAGUUGGAAUCCCCUGACUGACACGGUACCCAUCCACUCAUGGAUCCACCCCUGGCUCCCAAUGAUGCAGUCUCGGCUAGAGCCUCUGUUCUCCCCGAUCAGGAACAAGCUGGCCAAUGCCCUGCAAAAGUGGCAUCCCAGUGACUCCUCUGCUAAGUUGAUCCUACAACCCUGGAAGGAGGUCUUCACCCCGGGAUCCUGGGAUGCCUUUAUGGUGAAAAACAUUGUGCCCAAGUUAGGCAUGUGUAUGGCGGAAUUCAUCAUUAAUCCUCAUCAGCAGCACAUGGACGUCUUCCUGUGGGUGAUGGAUUGGGAGGGGAUGAGCUCCCUGUCCAGCCUCGUAGGGCUCCUGGAGAAACAUUUCUUCCCUAAAUGGUUGCAGGUGUUGUGUUCCUGGCUCAGCAACAGCCCCAACUAUGAGGAGAUCACCAAGUGGUACCUGGGCUGGAAGUCGAUGUUCUCCGACCAGUUGCUGGCUCACCCAGGUAUCAAGGAGCGCUUCAACGAGGCCUUAGACAUUAUGAACAGAGCUGUGUCCUCCAAUGUCGGAGUAUACAUGCAGCCCGGCGCCCGGGAAAGCAUCGCAUACCUGACUCAGACCGAGAGGAGGAAAGACUUCCAGUACGAGGCCAUGCAGGAGCGGCGAGAAGCAGAGAGCAUCGCGCAGAGAGGCAUCGGGGUCGCCUCAGUGCCCAUGAACUUUAAGGACCUUAUCCAGUCCAAGGCAGAGGAGCACAACAUUGUCUUCAUGCCGCUGAUCGGCAAGAGGCACGAGGGGAAACAACUCUACAACUUCAACCGUAUUGUGAUUUACAUAGACAGAGGGGUGGUGUACGUCCAGGGGGAGAAAACAUGGGUGCCGACUUCUCUGCAGAGUCUCAUAGACAUGGCCAAGUAGACCUUAACGUGAGGCUUCCCAUCAGCACCAAGACAUUGUCCAUAGCUCAGAAAUGGCCUCCCAUCAUGUACAAAGCUCAGAAAUGGCCUCCCAUCAACACCAAGACAUUGUACAAAG
Nanorana parkeri is the source of this 2621-nucleotide messenger RNA. It is a transcript of the gene TFIP11, whose product is annotated as tuftelin interacting protein 11. The transcript is spliced from 14 exons. Gene Ontology annotation, biological process: spliceosomal complex disassembly. The record is from RefSeq and is a predicted model, not a curated record. Lineage: Eukaryota; Metazoa; Chordata; Amphibia; Anura; Dicroglossidae. Gene Ontology annotation, molecular function: nucleic acid binding. Bases 33 to 2504 code for a protein of 823 amino acids. Gene Ontology annotation, cellular component: U2-type post-mRNA release spliceosomal complex.